GUAUCUGUGCAUUUAUUCAACAACUAAAUUUUAUUUGACUAAUUAUUUCACCACCCCCGUUUCAUUGUCUAUAUUUGGUAAAGGAAAUUUAACGGUGCAUUAUAAGAAGUGGCGUCAGCAAAAAUACAGACCCGACCUGACCGGCGUUUGUUUGUGGAGGUCAACUUCCUGAUAAGGAAAAGUAAUUGCAAAUUACAAUAAGUAGGGUCAAAACAACCAAUCGUGCCACACUUUUCACGAGACUUGUACUGGGCAUGCGCAAAUGACAACAGGAAAUAAAGACCAACAUUUCCCUUUCGUCAACAAAAUUUCAAUAGUGAUUUUCAACGCGGAUUUUUCGGGUAUAAGCCCGAUUGAAGAUGGGCUAUGACAUAAAUCGGUUUGAAGGUGAUGUUGACGAAGAGCUGAUCUGUGCCAUAUGUAGUGGAGUACUAGAGGAGCCUUUACAGGCUCCUCAGUGUGAACAUGCCUUUUGUUCAGGCUGUAUUCACGAGUGGCUAACCCGUCAGCCAACUUGUCCAGUAGAUCGCAAUUCUAUCACUCCAAACCAGCUGAAACCUGUGCCUCGCAUACUUAGGAAUCUGUUAGCAAGACUGAGUAUUGCUUGUGACAAUGCUGGAUUUGGCUGCACAACUAUUGUGAAAUUGGACAUGUUACAGACACACCUUCAAGAGUGUGAGCACAACCCAAAGAAACCUGUUCAUUGUGAGCAGGGAUGUGGACUGAUUAUCCCCAAAGAUGAACUGAAGGAUCACAAUUGUGUGCGUGAAUUGAGGCAACUUGUUCAGCAGCAGCAAUGUAAAAUGGCAGACAUGCAAACAGAGCUGUCAGAAAAUAAAUUACAAAUGGGAGAAAUGAAAAGAGAGAUACAGCUUUUGAAGGAGUACAUGCGGAACAUGAGGGCGCCAGGUGCCAGCUCCAGAAUUCGAGAGAUUCAGUCAGAGAUAGAAAGUGAUGAUGUCCAUAGGUGGGUGUCCUCAUUGACCUCAGCCAGGGUAACACGUUGGGGUGGUAUGAUUUCCACUCCAGAUACAGUCUUACAAGCAGUGAUAAAAAGAGCGCUUAUAGACAGCGGUUGUCCAACACACAUUGUAAAUGAACUCAUGGAAAAUGCUCAUGAAAGAAGGUGGCCACCGGGACUAAGUACUCUAGAAACGAGACAGCUAAAUAGAAGACAGUAUGAACAGUAUGUCACCAAAAGAAUUCCAGGCAAACAGGCAGUUGUAGUUAUGUCUUGUGAAAAUCAGCACAUGCCAGAAGAUUUAUUACUGGAACCUGGAUUAGUAAUGAUUUUUGCACAUGGAGUAGAGUAAAGGUAGACCACCAAUCUGUU
Lingula anatina is the source of this 1333-nucleotide messenger RNA. RefSeq names its product E3 ubiquitin-protein ligase NRDP1-like. Lineage: Eukaryota; Metazoa; Brachiopoda; Lingulata; Lingulida; Lingulidae. The record is from RefSeq and is a predicted model, not a curated record. Gene Ontology annotation, cellular component: plasma membrane signaling receptor complex. Gene Ontology annotation, biological process: regulation of canonical NF-kappaB signal transduction; protein ubiquitination. Gene Ontology annotation, molecular function: ubiquitin protein ligase activity.